ACGGGACUUUCCGGGGUCAGCUGGAGCGAGGAGCGGCUGGAGCUGGAGGGCCCGGCCCAGGUCCCGCAGUGCAGCCCGGCUCCGCCAUGGACGAACCCUACAACGCGUGCCUGGAUGGGAUCGACUAUGACGACUUCCAGUUCAGCUCCCACAUGAUGGAGCAGAAGGAGCCGCUGAUGGAGACUGCCGAAGGUCCGUAUCUCAUCAUCAUCGAGCAGCCAAAACAGCGCGGGUUCCGGUUCCGGUACGGCUGUGAAGGCCCCUCACAUGGUGGGCUGCCCGGAGCAUCCAGCGAGAAGGGACGCAAGACUUACCCCACUGUCAAGAUCUGCAACUACGGAGGUGUGGCGCGGAUCGAGGUAGACUUGGUGACCCACAGCGACCCUCCGCGAGUGCAUGCUCACAGCCUGGUGGGGAAGCAGUGCAACGAGGCUGGCAAUUGCAUUGUGACCGUGGGACCUAAGGACAUGACGGCACAAUUCAACAACCUUGGGGUGCUCCACGUGACCAAGAAGAACAUGAUGGAGAUCAUGAAGGACAAGCUGAAGCAGCAGAAGAUACGCAAUAGAAAUCAGGCAUUGACAGAGUCUGAGCUGCGUGAGAUUGAGGUGGAGGCGAAGGAGUUGAAGAAGGUGAUGGACCUGAGCAUCGUGCGCCUCCGUUUCACCGCCUACCUCCGCGACAGCAACGGGAACUUCACGCUGCCCCUGAACCCUGUCAUCUCAGACCCGAUCCACGACAGCAAAUCACCUGGGGCUUCCAACCUGAAGAUCUCCCGGAUGGAUAAGACAGCUGGCUCAGUGCGGGGAGGGGACGAGGUCUACUUGCUGUGCGAUAAAGUUCAGAAAGAUGAUAUUGAGGUGCGGUUCUACGAGGAUGAUGAGAACGGUUGGCAGGCCUUCGGUGACUUCUCCCCUACGGAUGUUCACAAGCAGUACGCCAUCGUCUUCCGCACGCCGCCCUACCACAAGCCCAAGAUCGACCGCCCCGUCACUGUCUUCCUGCAGCUGAAGCGGAAGCGUGGGGGGGACGUGAGCGACUCCAAGCAGUUCACCUACUACCCAGUGGUGGAAGAUAAGGAGGAGGUGGAGAGGAAGCGGAAGAAGGUGCUGCCUCAGUUCCCCCAGCACUUUGGUGGGGGCUCGCACAUGGGAGGGGCCGGCGGGGGAAGCAGUGGCUUUGGCUCUGGUGGAGGCGGGAAUCUAAACUAUCCAUACUCCUCGGGGCUGACUUACAACAACAUCUACUCGUCUGGCCCGCACCCCGUGGGCGGCUACCAAGGGGGGGUGCAGAUGACCAACAUGGAAGAGGAGGGGGAUGGCAAGCACCUGCCUGCGGAGACUGGGAAGCAGCCCUGCCCGCCAGAGGAGAGCCACCGUCAGGAGCUGCAUUACCACGCCCAGCUCUGCAGUAUGAGGAUGCUGGCUCUGGCUCAGCGCAGCGCCCAUGCCCUGCUGGACUACUCGGUCACUGCUGACCCACGCAUGCUGCUGGCCGUGCAGCGGCACCUGGCUGCCUCCCAGGAUGAGAACGGAGACACGCCUUUGCAUCUCGCCAUCAUCCACGAGCAGACGACUGUGAUUGAGCAGCUGAUCCAGGUUGUCCUCAGUAUCCCCAACCAGCAGAUCAUCAACGUGGCCAACCACUUGCAGCAGACUCCCUUACACCUGGCAGUGAUCACCAAGCAGCACCAGGUGGUGGGGUUACUGCUGCAGGCCCACGCGGACCCCACUCUGCUGGAUCGCUACGGCAACUCACUGCUGCACCUGGCGCUCCAGACGGGUGAUGAGGCCAUGCUGAGGACGUUGCUGGUGCACCUGGGCUCCGCCAUCCCCUGUCUGCUCAGCACGCCCAAUUAUCAUGGCCUGCUCCCCGUGCACCUGGCUGUGAGGGUAAAGAGCCUGGCCUGCCUGGACCUGCUGGUGAGGAUGGGAGCAGACGUGAAUGCCGUGGAGCGGCAGGGCGGCCGGACGCCCCUGCACCUGGCAGUGGAGAUGGAGAACCUCAACGUGGCUGGCCACCUAGUAAAGAAGCUGGGAGCUGAUGUCAAUGCUCGGACGUUUGCUGGAAACACCCCUCUGCACCUGGCUGCAGGCCUGGGCUCCCCCAUCCUCACCAAAAUGCUCAUCAAAGCAGGAGGGGACAUCCUCUGUGAGAAUGAUGAGCCAGUGAGGUCGUCCUCGUCCGAAGCCAGCAGCGACAUGGACAGUGGGCCCGAGGAUCAGGAGGCAGGCAUGGAGCUGGGAGAGUCAGACACAGAGCAUACAGAUAACAGCACCGCUGCUGAGCACAGAAGCAGGGAGCCUGGCACCCGGGGUGCAAAGCAGCGCCGGAGACACACACCGCUUGACUUAACCAGGAGCCACAAGGUGCGGGAGAUCCUGCUGCGUGCCUCGCUGCAGGGCCCAGAGUCGGAGCAGCCUGCUGCCCCCAGGCCAGGGACCAUCCUGUCACUCGACAGCAACACCCUGCAGGGCCUGGAGCAGUUACUGAACCAGGACCGCAGUGGCUCGGACUGGACUGAGCUGGCCCAGAGACUCGGCCUGCGCAGCCUGGUGGAGACGUACAAGGACACAGCCUCCCCGAGCGGGAGCCUCCUGCUCAGUUACGAGCUCGCUGGCGGCAGCCUGGGGGGCUUGCUGGAGGCACUGGACUCCAUGGGGCUCAGCGAGGGAGUAAGGAUGCUUCGCAAAGCGGAGACGGCUGACAAGCUGCAAAGCACAGAGCUCAAGGAGGACAGUGCCUAUGGGAGCCAGUCGGUGGAAGAGGAGCAGUCGCCGGCCCCACCGCUGAAGCUGCACCCGCUGCCCUCUGCAGAGCUGCUGGGCGAGCCCCCACACAGCCAGCAGCAGCAGGUGCACUGACCUGUUGUGCCUCCCUCUGGCCCCGGGGUAGCCCGGCUGUGACUGACACUUUGGAGGGGAGGAGCUGCGGCAGGCUCGGAGCCCCCGCACUGCCCACGGAUUGAAUACAAGUGCCUCUUGGCCCCAGAGUGGGUUGCCCGUGCCUCUUUGACUCUCCUCUGGCAGGGCUGGCCGCAGCCUGGCAGGCCCUGCUGUGCGGAACCCAGCCCCCUCUCUGCUCUUAUUUAAAGAUCCCUCAUCAGGUUUCUUGGUUUAGGUAAAUAAAGGGUGUGACUCCCAGAAUGUUUGCA
This is a messenger RNA of Malaclemys terrapin pileata, 3154 nucleotides long. It is a transcript of the gene NFKB2, whose product is annotated as nuclear factor kappa B subunit 2. The transcript is spliced from 23 exons. Lineage: Eukaryota; Metazoa; Chordata; Testudines; Emydidae. Gene Ontology annotation, molecular function: RNA polymerase II cis-regulatory region sequence-specific DNA binding; DNA-binding transcription factor activity, RNA polymerase II-specific; protein binding. The record is from RefSeq and is a predicted model, not a curated record. Gene Ontology annotation, cellular component: cytoplasm. Gene Ontology annotation, biological process: regulation of transcription by RNA polymerase II; cellular response to stress; canonical NF-kappaB signal transduction. The coding region runs from base 87 to 2864 and encodes 925 amino acids.